This is a messenger RNA of Dictyostelium purpureum, 5324 nucleotides long. RefSeq lists its product as uncharacterized. The transcript has 4 exons. The coding region runs from base 151 to 5250 and encodes 1699 amino acids. Gene Ontology annotation, cellular component: clathrin coat of trans-Golgi network vesicle; clathrin coat of coated pit; clathrin complex. The record is from RefSeq and is a predicted model, not a curated record. Lineage: Eukaryota; Evosea; Eumycetozoa; Dictyosteliales; Dictyosteliaceae. Gene Ontology annotation, biological process: intracellular protein transport; receptor-mediated endocytosis. Gene Ontology annotation, molecular function: structural molecule activity; clathrin light chain binding.
UCAUAUUGUCAGCCACCCGAAUAUAUCUUUAUAGGUUUUUUGUUGUUUAUAAAAUUAAUUUAUAUUUAUAUUUAUUUUCUUUUUUUUAUGUUUUAAUUAACCUUACAAUAGGGUUAUAGCUUGUAUAAUUAUAUAUAUAUAUAGAAAAAAAUGAAUAGUAGUAAUUUACCAAUUAGAUUUCAAGAAGUUCUUCAACUUACAAGUUUAGGUAUUGGAGCCAAUUCAAUUGGUUUCUCUACAUUAACAAUGGAGAGUGAAAAAUAUAUUUGUAUUCGUGAAACUACACCAGACGAUAAAAACAAUGUUGUUAUUAUUAAUACAGAUAAUCCAUCACAAAUUCUUAGAAAACAAAUUAAAACUGAUGCAGCCAUCAUGAAUCCAAAAGAACCAAUUUUAGCACUUAAGAUUGGUCAAGUUUUACAAUUAAUUUCAAUUGAACAAAAAAUGCAAUUAAAAUCAUGUCAAAUGCAAGAACCAUUGGAAUUUUGGAAAUGGAUUUCACCAAAUACAUUAGCAUUGGUUACAGCAACAUCAGUUUUUCAUUGGACUAAAGAAGGAAAUAGUGAACCAGUUAAAAUUUUUGAACGUCAUCCAGAUUUACAAAACACAGAAAUUAUUAAUUAUCGUUCAGAUUCAACACAAAAUUGGUUAGUAUUAGUUGCAAUUCACCAAAGAGAUGGUCGUGUUGCUGGUCGUAUUCAAUUAUAUUCAGUUGAAAAGAAUAUCAGUCAAUCAAUUGAAGGUCAUGCUGCUUGUUUUGCCAACUAUACUGUACCAGGUGCUACCCGUCCAUCAACAUUAUUUGCCAUUUCCUCAAGAACUCCAAACGCUUCAAAAAUUUUAGUCUUAGAGGUCAAUAAAGGUGAUGGUCCAGCAUUCCAAAAACGUGCUUCAGACGUUUUCUAUCCACCAGAAAUUGGUGCAUCUGAUUUCCCAGUCGCCAUGCAAAUCUCUGAAAAAUAUGAAAUCAUCUAUAUGGUCACCAAAUUAGGUUAUAUUCAUCUUUUUGAUUUAGGAACUGCUAGUCUCAUCUAUAGAAAUCGUAUUAGUAGUGAAAAUAUUUUUGUUACUGCUUUUGAAGAAUCAACCAAUGGCAUCAUUGCUGUUAAUAGAAAAGGUCAAGUUUUAUCUGUUUCAAUCGAUGAAAGAAAUAUUAUUCCGUAUAUUGUAAACACUUUAAAUAAUGUCGAACUUGCCAUCUCUAUGGCCUCUAAAAAUAACUUACCAGGCGCUGAUGGUUUACUUUCAAGUCAAUUCGAAAGAUAUUUCCAACAAGGACAAUAUAAAGAAGCUGCAAAGGUUGCUGCUGAAUCUAAAGGUACCGUUUUAAGAAAUCUUCAAACUAUUCAAAAAUUCCAAUCCAUUCCACAAGUACCAGAUCAACCAUCACCACUUCUUCAAUACUUUGGUAUGUUAUUAGAAAAAGGUAAACUCAAUAAAAUUGAAUCACUUGAAUUAGUUCGUCCAGUUCUUCAACAAAAUAAAAAACAAAUCCUUGAAAAAUGGUUAACUGAAGAUAAACUUGAAUGCUCAGAAGAGUUAGGUGAUGAAGUUAGAAGAUUCGAUUCCAAAUUAGCCCUUUCAAUUUACUAUCGUGCUGGUUCAUCAGAUAAAGUUAUUACCUUAUUUGCCGAAGGUGGUGAAUUCGAUAAAAUUCUUGCUUACUGUAAGAAGAUCAAUUAUAAACCAGAUUUCAUGUAUUUAUUACAACGUAUGGCUUCAGCCAAUCCAAUGGGUGCUGCUGAUUUUGCAGUUAAACUUGUUAAAGAAGAAGGUGGUCCAUACAUUGAUCCAAAUCAAGUUGUCGAACUCUUUGCUGCCCGUAAUAUGAUUCAAGAAACCAGUAAUUUCCUUUUUGCUAUUCUUACUGAAGAUCGUGCUCAAGAUGCUAACCUCCAAACCAAACUUUUAGAAAUCAAUUUAAUCCAUGCCCCACAAAAUGCUGAUGCCAUUAUGGGAGGCCAAAAAUUCACACAUUACAACCGUAUUAGAAUUGGUGGUCUUUGCGAAAAAGCUGGUCUCUACCAACGUGCUCUUGAACAUUACACUGAUUUAGCCGAUAUCAAAAGAGUUUUAUCACAUGCUGGUCAUAUGGUUAACCACGAAUUCCUUGUUUCCUACUUUGGUUCAUUAAAUGCUGAUGAUCGUAUGGAAUGUAUGCGUGAUUUCCUUCGUACCAACCCACGUCAAAAUCUUAAAUUGGUUGUCGAUAUUGCUGUUGCCUACAGUGAUCAAAUGACCCCAGAGGCUAUCAUCGCAAUGUUCGAAUCAUUCCGUCUCUAUGAAGGUCUUUACCUUUAUUUAACCCAAAUUGUUGUCACAUCCACUUCACCAGAGGUUCACUUUAAAUACAUUGAAGCUGCUGCCAAAGUUAAUCAAUUCAAAGAGGUUGAACGUAUGUGCAGAGACAGUAACUAUUAUGAUCCAGAAAAGACUCGUGAUUUCUUAAAAGAAGCUAAACUCCAAGAUCAACUUCCAUUAAUCAUUGUUUGUGAUCGUUAUCAAUUCAUUACCGAUCUUACCAACUAUCUUUACAAAAAUAAUCACACUAAAUAUAUUGAAGCUUACGUUCAAAAAAUCAAUCCAUCAAAUACCCCAUUAGUCGUUGGUGCUUUAUUAGAUCUCGAUUGUCAAGAAGAUUACUUAAAAUCACUCAUUAUGAACAUCAAUGUCAGAAAUUUAAUUCCAGCUGAUGCUUUAGUUGAACAAGUCGAAAAGAGAAAUCGUCUUAAACUUUUACUUCCAUGGUUAGAAGCUAAAGUUGCUGAAUCAAACAUGGAACCAGCCAUUCACAACGCUCUUGCUAAAAUUUACAUUGACAGCAAUAAGAACCCAGAAGCUUUCCUCUUACACAAUCAAUUCUAUGACAGCAAAGUUGUUGGUAAAUAUUGCGAAAAGAGAGACCCAUAUCUCUCAUUUGUUGCUUACAAACGUGGUCUUUGUGAUUACGAGUUAAUUGAAGUCACCAACAAAAAUACUCUUUUCAAGAAUCAAGCUCGUUAUUUAGUCGAACGUCAAGAUCAAGAUCUUUGGGCUUACGUCUUAUCCGAUCAAAAUGAAUACAAGAGAUCAUUAAUUGACCAAGUCGUACAAACUGCUCUUCCAGAAUCAACCAAUGCUGCUGAAGUUUCUGCCACCGUUAAAGCUUUCAUGGAUGCUGAUCUUCCAAACGAAUUAAUUGAAUUACUCGAAAAGAUCGUUAUUGAAGGUAAAGAAUUUAAAAACGCUAAAGAACUCCAAAAUCUUUUAAUUCUUACUGCCGUUCGUGCCGAUAAAAGUCGUGUUAUGGAUUACAUCAAUCGUUUAGAAAACUUUGAUGGCUCAAAAUUAGCACCAAUUGCCAUCGAAAGCGGUCUCUUUGAAGAAGCCUUCUUUAUGUACAAGAAAUUCCAAUUCAAUGUUGAAGCUAUCGAAGUUUUAUUAAACAAUAUCAACUCUAUCGAAAGAGCUCAUGAUUUCGCUGAACGUUGUAACCAAACUGAAGUUUACAGUAAAUUAGCCGUUGCUCAAUUAAGAGCCGACAUGGUAAACGAAUGCAUUGAAUCAUUCAUUAAAGCUAACGACACCGAAUACUACCAAGAAGUUGUUUCUGCUGCUGAAAGAACCAAUAAAUAUGAUGAUUUAGUUAAAUUCCUCCAAAUGUGCCGUAAGAAGAUUAAAGAACCAGCCAUCGAAAGUGAAUUAAUCUUUGCCUACGCUAAAGUUAACAAAUUAGCCGAAAUGGAAGAUUUUAUCAAUUCACCAAACUCUGCACACAUUCAAGUUGUUGGUGAUCGUUGUUUCGAAAAUGGUCUCUAUGAAGCUGCUAAAAUUCUUUACACCAAUAUUUCCAACUUCCCACGUCUUACUAGUUGUCUUGUUAAAUUAGGUCAAUUCCAAGCUGCUGUUGAUGCUGCUCGUAAAGCCAAUAGCACCAAGACCUGGAAGGAAGUUAGUGCUGCUUGCAUUGACGCUAAAGAAUUCCGUUUAGCUCAAGUUUGUGGUAUUAAUAUCAUUGUCCAUGGUGAUGAAUUAGAAGAGUUAAUUCGUCAAUACGAAGACAGAGGUUACUUUAACGAAUUAAUUUCACUUUUAGAAAGUGGUUUGGCUUCAGAACGUGCUCAUGUUGGUAUGUUUACCGAGUUAGCCAUCCUCUAUUCUAAAUAUAAAGAAGAAAAAUUAAUGGAACACUUAAAAUUAUUCUACAGCCGUCUUAAUGUUCCAAAAGUUAUUAAAGCUUGUCAAGCUAAUCAACAAUGGCCACAACUUACCUACCUUUACAUUCACUAUGAUGAACACGAUAAUGCUAUUCAAACUAUGAUUAAUCAUUCAAUCGAAGCUUGGGAUCAUGUUCUUUUCAAAGAAACUAUUCCAAAAGUUGCCAAACUUGACCUCUAUUAUAGUGCCAUUUCAUUCUAUUUAGAAGAACAACCAUUACUCAUUAAUGAUCUCCUCUCUGUUCUUUCACCACGUAUUGAUCAUACCCGUGCUGUUUCACUCAUUCGUUCAAUUGGUCAUCUCCCAUUAGUCAAACCAUACCUCGUUUCAGCUCAAGACCAAAAUGUAGCCGCCCUUAAUGAGGCUCUUAACGAACUCUACGUUGAAGAAGAAGACUAUGAAGCUCUUAGAGCAUCAAUCGACGCCAACAGUAACUUUGGUACUAUUGCUCUUGCACAAAAACUUGAAAAACAUGAACUCCUCGAAUUCCGUCGUAUUGCUGCCUAUUUAUACAAAAAGAAUAACCGUUGGGCUCAAUCAGUCGAACUCUCCAAAAAAGAUAAACUCUAUAAAGAUGCCAUUCAAUCAGCUGCUGACAGUAAAAACGCCGCCAUUGGUGAAGAGCUUCUUCAAUAUUUUGUAGAACAAAAAAAUCACAGCGCUUUUGCUGCUUGUCUUUAUACUUGUUAUGAUUUCCUCAAACCAGAUGUUGUUAUUGAACUUGCUUGGAAAAAUAAUAUCAUCAACUACUCUUUCCCAUAUCUCAUUCAAUACGUUAAGGAAUACACCGGCAAAGUUGACCAACUCAUGGAAGAUUUCAAUACCCGUCAAAAGAAAACUGAAGAAGAAAAAGAACAACAAACCAUGGAAUCACAACAAUACCAACCAGAUCUUUCAAAUAUUUCAUAUGGUUAUGCUGCCACUGGUGGCAUGUUAGCUCUUCCACCAGCUAUGGGAUAUCAACAACAACCACAACAACAAAUGUAUCCAAAUCAAGGUAUGUUAGGUUACAAUAAUCAACAACAAAACUAUAACCAAUAUGGUGGUUUUUAAAUUAAAAAAUUAAAAAAAAAACUAAAAAUAUAAAAUACAUUUUAAAAAUAUAUAUAUAAAAUAAAAAAAAACAA